AUAUUCGUUAAAUCUCGUAUUUCCAUGAUAACGCGCAGAUGUGACUUAAAACAUACACCAGAAAUGUCACCAUGGAUUAUACUUAGGUUUAAGGUAGCUGCAUGCAUUGUUGACCAUCUACACAUCGCACUGGAGUGCCGGGUUACAACUGCAGGCCAGAUUAUUCCCCAGGGUCCACUUCAUACUUUUAUCGAUUCCAUUAGAAGCUAUAGGAUAUCGGCUACAAAAUCUUUCUGUGGACAAGCUAGUGUAUCAGCUGAGCCAACGUGAGAACUGUUCUUCAUUCACAUUGCUCAACGUAUGGAAGAAAGGGUUGACAUAUUGGAUAAAAAAGUUUACACGUGACAAGCAGAGUGAUCAAUAUCUUUAUUAGAUCAGGCAAAUAUAAAGAAAAUGACUUGGACUUUUGUAUUAUUAUAUAGCUGCUGUUAGCACAGUAACUCUGUGUGGACCCUGAAGCAUGGAUUAGCGCCGACAACGUAAAGAGAUAGACACGAUGGAUCACAGCGAGCAAUUCUUGUCACCAAACGCCUUGGAAGAAGAAUCGGGACGUCACACGAGGUCCAGAUCCUUCAAGGGCAGACCUCGGCCAAAGGAGCACGAGGAACACGAAUUCCGCCCCCGGAGGAACAGCAUGCCCUCUCACCCCCACCCACGCCGCGGGGCGUCCCCGGCCCCCGUUACUGACCCGACUGAGGGCGAGGAAUCGUCUUUGUGUCGAGUCAGAUCUUUCAAGACUACGUCAAAGGGUGGGAUUGUGAACCGAGGGGACAGUGUUAAACGGAAGGCCCAGAAGGACCACAUUCACGUGCAUCCCACAAAUAGUGUUCCACAGGAUGCCGAGGCCAGGCGUGCCCCGGGGGUAAGGCAUGCUUCCUCCUCGGAUAUAGAGUGUAAAUACCAAAAUGAGGAAAACGAGAACGAGGUUUUUACCGUUGUUGUUUUGGGGCCCGCUGGUGUUGGCAAAACUCUCCUGACGACGCAGUUUAUGACGUCAGAGUACAUCGGAACAUCAUCUGAUGGCGAUGGAGGGGACAGGACGGUGACCGUACAACUGGACGGUAAGGAGAACACCAUCCGGUUCAUUGACCCCUCCAGAGACGGGGAAGAUGUGAGCGAAGAUGACAUUGACGCUUACAUCGUUGUCUUCUCGGUCAACGACAGAGAGACGUUUGAAAUGGCGGUGGAAAUUUUGUUCCAAAUACGCCACGAGCUCUGCUCGGAGAAAGCAGUCAUUCUGGUCGCAAACAAAAUUGAUAUUGUCCGGAAGAGGGUGAUUUCCUCAGACGAAGCCAGGGCCGCGGCGAAUCAGUACGACUCAAAGUACGCCGAGACAUCAGCGGCCCUCAACCAUCACGUGGACGAACUCUUGGUGGGCGUACUGAGCCAGAUCAGGCUAAAACACGACCCAGGGGCCGUGGAGGAGCACGAGGCGCACAAAACCCACAAGGAGCACCGGAAGGGCUCCUUUAGAAUUGCCAAAGGAAUUCUGACAAAACUCUUCCGAAAACACAGCAAAAAAGACAAGUCGUGCGAGAACCUGUACGAGUUGUGACGUCAUGGUUGUUCUGUAUGCAUAUUUGAAAGACUAUGAUUUUUAUGAUUGUGCAUAUUUGUUUAUGUAUUUUUUUAAUUUAUCUAAGUUCUAUAUAUUUAAAAUUAUUUGUUCUUGAUAUUAAACAUAUGAAUCUACAUGUACAGAUAUGCAUGCAACUAGAAUUAUCAGGUUGUAUCUCUUAAAUUCAUAUAUUGUAUUACAUAACUGGUGUAUGAUAAGGACUUUGUUAUAACGGGUUUCAAUAGUCCAUAGAUAGUAGCUGGUACCAUCAUUUGACAGACGGAAAAUUACACACUGUAAGUUAAUUUUGUAGAUACUAAUCCUGUUGUCUAAAAAACAUAAAAACUACCAUAAUGAAAUAUAAUGUUGUGAUCACGAUAUAAUGUUUGAUAGACGGUUUUCUCGUAAUCUAAUACUGUUAUAUAACUGAAGCAAAAUAUUCAAACCAAUCUUGCCGAUAUAUUCAGUUUCGGAAACUUCAGUGCUGUACGGUCAAGACUUAUGAAAUACACAUUCUUAUGACGUCAAAAAUCAUUUUGCUGAAAUGCGCACAAUAACCGAUUUUAAACUAUAUGCGAUGUUUGUAAUAGAUAUGGAUAUCUAUUUGAAAUAUGUGCAUAUUGCAAAGGCCAUGGAGAUGAUACAUAGACAAAAUUAUGGCUGACUUAGUUUCAUCUGGACGUUGCCUUCAAGAAACAUAGACAUUAUACAACAGUGCACUUUCCUUUCAGAUUUUUCCGUUGUGUGUUGCGAGCUCUGUUGGAAAAACCCGUAAAGUUGUAUUCAACACAUAUUGUUAUACAGUACCAGUGGUAGGCAUCCUCGGUCAUAUCUCCAAAACUUCACCUCAGUCCUUGAUACUUGUACUUGCCAAUAAAAUAUAUCAAAUACCA
This is a messenger RNA of Magallana angulata, 2451 nucleotides long. Its product is annotated as GTP-binding protein GEM-like. Gene Ontology annotation, molecular function: calcium channel regulator activity; GTP binding; GTPase activity. The record is from RefSeq and is a predicted model, not a curated record. Gene Ontology annotation, cellular component: plasma membrane. The transcript is spliced from 5 exons. Bases 497 to 1555 code for a protein of 352 amino acids. Lineage: Eukaryota; Metazoa; Mollusca; Bivalvia; Ostreida; Ostreidae.